AUGGGCGUGAACCGCCGAGUGCGGACCGAGGCGACGACGGAGGAGGACGAGGCGACGACGACGGAUUUUCGACGACCGGUGGAGACGAGGGAUGACUUGCUCGAGAGCGAGGCGUUUGAGACGGCGCUCAAGGCUGGGUUCGCGGCGCUGGCGCUCACGUGCGUGGGGAUCGUCGUCAAGCUCUCGGGGCCGGUGAUCGGGGAGAUGGUGGAUAAGUUCCCUGGACGACACUAG
Ostreococcus tauri is the source of this 234-nucleotide messenger RNA. Its product is annotated as unnamed product. The coding region runs from base 1 to 234 and encodes 77 amino acids. The transcript has a single exon. NCBI's taxonomy places the organism in Eukaryota, Viridiplantae, Chlorophyta, Mamiellophyceae, Mamiellales, Bathycoccaceae. The record is from RefSeq and is a predicted model, not a curated record.